Molecule: messenger RNA, 306 nt
Organism: Striga asiatica
Lineage: Eukaryota; Viridiplantae; Streptophyta; Magnoliopsida; Lamiales; Orobanchaceae
Source: the annotation of a GenBank genome assembly
AUUCGUUCUCCCCUCUCGAUUGGCCUUUGCCAGCCACUAGAAGAAGUAAGAGAACCUACAAUGAAUGAACUUAAAGAACCGCAGAUUUUUACCGGAUUGUACACCUUUGUGUCUGGCUAUGUAGAUGUGCAUAAAGAAGGGACGGGGAAGAGAGAGGCUGCCAUCGGGCAGGAGGCUUCAUUCCAUCCAGCCUCACGAACUUCUUACUGGGGCAUUAAGCGCAAAAUUGUCCCCAAGGCAACCACGAUUCUAUUCUAUAAGGCUUUCUUGGAUAUGCUCAGUCCGGGUAUAGAUGCUAUGACGUGA